CAUUCAAAGCUGUAAAGUUCAUUUUGGAUCCUUGAAUGUUGCAUCUAGUCAAGGAAAAGUUCUGCCUUCAAGUAGGGAUAUGGGACAGAAUGAUUCGAACAAUAGUCCUAACUUAUUGCAAACUGGAAGAUUUCUGCCAGAAGAAGAUAUAUUGGUAGGAAAAGAAAUGUGUCAAAAUAGUAACAACAGUUCAUCAAGAUGUCAAAAUGGAAAACCCUUCAAGGAAGGGAAGCAGUGUGUAGAUUUUGAACAGCCAAGCAAAAAGCUAAAAAUACAAAGAGACUUAAAAAAAUUAACCACCCAGAAAAAUCUUACAAAUGUGAACAUGCAUAGUGAAUGUGGAUUACAAAUGGAGGAUAAACUUGACACAAAAACACUUGUUGGGAAAUUAAAUUGUAAUGAAGCAACUUGCUUAUCUUCACUUGAACAUAGAACUGAUUUCCUUCUGGAACAGCCUCCUCAAACGCCUCGAAAUCAACUUGUUAGUUUGUCUUCUAAUAAAAAAGUGAGCAAAGCACAUGCGGUCACCUGUGAUUCCAGUGAUACUGAGAAAUCUCAGGUUCUCAGAAAACAACAGAAAGUUCCAGAAAUAAAGGGCAUGGAACCACAAAUUAACAUUGGAAAAAAAAAGAAGCAUGACCCUUCCUCUGUGAACAUGCUGGGCAGUGAAAAAAAGGUUAGCAGCAACAGCAGUAUUGGUUGCAGUAUGAAAGCAAAAAGGAUAUGCAAAGAUAAAACAAGAUGUAAAGCUAAGAAAAACUUGCAGGCAUAUAGUUGUCAAAGAGUUGUCCCAGUUUCUGGUAAAAAUGUUUGGCCCCGUGAAUCAUGUGCCAGGACCUCUGUGUGGAUUCCUAAAAAUCAUGUAUGUGACUUGGAAAUAACAUUUUCAAGAAGUGCUGAUUUAUUAGUUCAGUCUGGGCAAGAGGAAUUGCACGAGCCAUUGAUAGGUACUACCAAAACUUUGGCAGACCUGGUAAUGGAUCAUAAAGCAGAACUACUUGUAGAAAGCUGUACUUCAGGACCUAUAUUUAAUGUAGACAAGACUUUCUCAGCUAUUGAGAAUGAGAGUAGAAUUUCCUCUGUGGAUAGACCUAAUCGGUGCCCACCUGAGGCAAAAACAAGAAAAAAACUGAAAGUGCCUUUGGGUGCUCUAGCUAAAGAUGUUAAAAACAAAAGUAUAGCUAAGAGAAGGAUUUCCAUAGGUGUACAGAAUGGUGGAUUUUCUAAUGGAAAAAGCAAAACAAAUGAGCAAAAGACAUCAGUUACUAAACAAGAAAUAUCACUGCAAGCAAUCCCAAGAAAUUUAUCAGACUUCAAAAUUCCUUUACUCAAGAAUAAAAAUGAGUAUGGAAAAACAGAAUAUUGUAGAUCAUCAGAAAGAAAUACUUGUCAUUUGGACAUUUUAGAAGAUGCUACUAUUUCUAGGAACAAAACCGGAGCUGAACAGACUUCAUCUGAUAAAAGUUCUAAAUUUCACAUCCAGUCUGAGCAGAUGAAUGUUUCUAUAUCAAAGGAACAUGCAAACCAAUUUGACAGUGAUUAUCCUGAACACAUUUAUAAAGAGAGUAAUGAGCACAUGGAGACAUCAAAUGAGAGUAAGCUUAAAACAUCAACUUCAGACAAUAGUUUUGACCCUUUCAGUACUAACAUUAAAGAAAUGCAAAUUCAAGAAGCUAAAGAUGAGAAUAAUAGCAAUAACUUGGUACAGGACAGAGACAGCUAUGGAGAGAUACUUCAGGCUUACAAUGAUGAUGAUGUUCUUGUGAUUGAUGUAAUUCAGGAUGAUCCUGAUCUAUUUGGAGAUACUGGUGAACAAGAAACUGCAUGUACAAAGGAUCAUCAUACUGAAACCACCUUUUACACCAGCGUUUUCUCAGAACAACAGCUCAAGUUAGAACCAGAAUCCCCUCAACUUCUAGAAUACAGAGAGAGUCCUGUUCGGGAUUAUGCAAGAUUGGAGUCAGUUGCUGAUUUUCUAUCAGCAGAAGUUGUUGAAAUUAAAUCAGAGUCAGCAAGUGAAAUCAGUUCCGAAGAAGGUGUAGCCAUCCCAGCUUUUGGAGAUAUACAGCUGACUGUAUUAGAUGAUGUUACAAGGAGUUGUAUUACAGAUGCAAAGUACAAAUUUCCAGAGAGAAUGCUUGCUGUGAAAGAAGAAAAAGCAAACAUUUGGAACAUUGCUUUAACUGCAAAUACCCGGCAUUAUGAAUCUGUGAGCCAUGACCAUCACCUGGAAUUGCCACUCCCUGCUAUGAAAGCAACUGAUCCCCAGUGGCACAAUGCAGCAGUGGAACCAUGGAUGAAUGACUUUGGAUUCUCAAGAAAAGAUCCUCUUUUGCCUACAUCACGUCCUAACAGUCAGGAUUCUUGGAAGACAGACAAAAAUGAAAUGACUUUUUUAGGAUUGAAUGUACCCCAUGGAUGUUGCAGAGUCUAUUUCAAUACGCUAAAAGGUUGUGAGAAAGCAAAUUGCAGGUUUCAUCAUGUUCUUCCACCAGGAAAUGAAAAGUUUUGCAGUGCCGUACUUAAGAAAUAUUUAAGUAUUGGUGAAGUAGUUCUGCUGCAGCGUGCAGUCCAGAUAUUUACAGAUUAUUGCAAAAGGAGCACUCCUAGGUUAUAUUUGAAUUCACAAAUUUUAAAUGACCUGCUUGCCUCUUUGCUCCAGUCCUUUUUGCUGAAAGAAUUGUUUCUUGUAGUCCAUGCUGGCAUAAUGAUUAAGAUACUGCCAUCGGUACACUUGCUUCUCAAAGUUUUUGAACAAGUGGCUUCCAUGAAAUUAAAAGACACAGUGCCUGAUUUACUUCGCAUCUCAUGUGAGCUUUUUGAUGCUGGAAUGGCCUUUGAAUAUGAACAUAUUUGCUGUAUUACAAAGUUUCUCAAUCAAUUGCAAGUUUCAAGUCAUGAAAUAACCACCUUUACGUCCAGAUUUCAGGAAAGACAUUUUGAAAAGGCCAGCCUUUGUGACUUCGAUUCAGCUGUAGCAGAAUUUCAGCACUGUAAAGAAAAGGGUGAUUGGGCUAAAUUGGGAACUUUGUACGUUAAUAUGAGGAGAGGAUGUGGGAACGUGGAUGAAAAGUACUCAGUAUGCAUUGCUAACAUCCUAACCAGUGUCCUGAAGGAGGAGAAGCUAAGGAUUCCUUUUUGUGAAUUUGCAGCUGCAGUGAAUGCUAAUGCACAUCAUAGUGAAGCAGAUAAGCAUUUGCUGGGAAGGAUUGGAAUAAGUGUUAUGUUUUCAUAUUACAAAAAGCAGCAGUGGUCAAAGGCCAAGAAGAUUCUGGAUGCACUUCAUGCUUUAAAGAUACCAUUCACAAUUUUGACAGGACUUUUUGGUUAUGAGAGAUUAGCAUCAAGAUGCCAUAUUAUUAAUGUUGCUGUGGAAAUCUUUCUCAAAUGUGGGUGCAUAGAUGGUGCAAUGUGGGUGCUAAAAGAGUCAGACUGGGUAAUAAAUACACUAUCAUGGCCUUGUGAUAGAAUGGAUGUACUUACUCGACAUAACUUGUUAUGCACAAUGGCAUCAGAAUAUAUUACAAAGUCACAAUAUGGAAAAGCAUUUGAAGUCUUGAAAAAUCUACCAGGCUUUCAGAACUCUUGUGAUACUCUGGAUGUAUCACAAUACAGCCUUUUGUUUAAUAAGCUGCUUAGCACUUGCCUAGAAAACCAUCACCUUGAAAUAUCAUCGGCUGUUGUAGACUUCAUGCUUACAAAGAACAUACCUGUUGAAUUUAAUUUACUUAGAGAAUUAAUCACGACACUAGGAAGAAACUGUUUGUGGCUUAAAGCCAGGACACAUUAUAAAAGUGCUUUAGGAUUGGGCUGCUACCCACCACUGGAGGGAAAUCUUUACCGUAAACUUCUCCUGAUUCCAUCUUACAUGACUGAGGUUGAGAUGCUGCUAGCAAUUGAAAUUUUCUUGGUUGCAAAUGCUAGCAGUAUUCAGAGUCUGGGUGCUUCCAAUCAGUCACUUCAAAUAGUACUAAAAAGAUGUGAAGCCAAAAAUGUACACAAAGAAGAUGACUACCAAAGUGCAAUCAGGAGGCUGAUUAAAGCUGCUUGUAUAUCUUCACCAAAGCUUUUCAUAAAAUACUUGACUGUGAAUAUUAAGAAGGAGCAUGUUUACAGUUUGGAAUAUGCUUCUGUUCUUAAUUGGUUAAAAGAGAACAUGAAAUGGGCAGGCAAAGUCUGGCUUUUUUAGUCACUUUGUUUAGAUUUCAGUUCAUAAUAAU
Anolis sagrei ordinatus is the source of this 4220-nucleotide messenger RNA. NCBI's taxonomy places the organism in Eukaryota, Metazoa, Chordata, Lepidosauria, Squamata, Anolidae. The record is from RefSeq and is a predicted model, not a curated record.